UUUGCUUGACAAAUAAUUAACUGAGGAGUUUGUGCUGCAUUUAGGACAGUAAUCUUCAUCUUUGAAAACCCAACUCUCAGCAAUAUGAAUAUGGAAGAUGUGUUAAACACUCAGUUUGUCAAAUUAAAAGAAGCCAUGGAUAAUCUCUUCGAAUUGAAGAGCAGUGGACAUGUUUCGGACUUCAAGCAAUCUUCAGGUGCAUUAAUGUUUGUCGCACUCAAGCAUUCCAAUCGGGAAGUUAAACGUAACAUUAAAUCUGGACGAGAUGAAUUGCAUUUGCAGAAGUCAAAAGUUGAUCUCAGCCGACUGCAACUGCAGAAUCUAUUGUACGAAGUCAGUCAUCUGAAAAAGGAAAUUGUUCGUUGUCAGAAACUUAAGAGUCGCGAUACAUAUUUAGAAUUAUUGUCGGAUAAGGAAUACGCAAGCAAGUUUUCUGCUAAUGGUGAAGAAAUGAAUUCAGAUAUGUCCAGUCACAAAACACAUUUAUAUCGAUUGGAAUGCGAGCUCCGAUUGCGUAAAGAGCUUGAUAGUCAAUACAAUGCCUUGCUCACCUCCAAACAGGAGCUGCUGCAGGCAAAUCUCAGUCAGACACAACGAUAUCUCUCAUUCGCUCCUGCAUUGCGAACACUGCAGGACUCCACAAAACCCUUGCACGAUGCUCUACAGUUAUCCCUUGAUGUUGAAUGGAAAUUAAACUCAAUUGUUAAAUAUUUACCACGUGCGUUAUAUAUAUUAUUUAUCAACCUGAAGUCUUUGCAACGUGCCAAAGAAUUUCCUUUCAAUUCGGAGAUAGUUGGCUUUGAGAAUGAUGCUCAAAUGCAGGAAUUGCUGCUGGAUACAGAAAAUACUCUAAAGGAACGUCGAAAUUUUGCGGAAAAAAGUAAUGUUAUGGAAAGUGUACCGGAUAAUCUAUUGGGACGUCUACUUAAGCCCCAUCCACUUUACAUAAGUCUUGUUAUCGAAAGCCCAGAUAAGUCAUCUGAAUUGAUAUUAUUGAUCCGUUAUUGGGAAUUACUGAAAUGUGUCACAGUGCGUGCACAAUUUAGCAACAAUGCUCUCACAAAUAAUGCCCAAGGAGAUAUAAAUUUGGCUAACGAUCUGCUUGCGCACUUAUACGACGAUGAUUUGGGCCACGAUAUUCCUGUGCCAGGCAUCGAAUAUGAGUUACGCAACUUCAAUUUAAAGGAAGAGUGCAUGGAGUAUCUGGUUAAAAAUGGAUACGGAAAACCAUAUUGCUGGCUGCAAAGCAUGUGCUCCAUAGCGACCAUUGAUAAGAAGAAGUUUUUCAAACACGAAUUAAAUUUACACAAGUGGAUAAUAGAAGUAUUUCAACGAAUUUCAAAACGUUGGCGCUCUUGGUUACGCUUAAAUCAGCAAAUUCGAGGCUUGACCUAUAAGGAUGUCGAUAUGUACACUUUAAGGGAGAAUAUCUACCCAGAAGGCUUAUCCUGUAGCCUGGUGCAGUGGACCGCGAUCUCUCACGAAGAAUUCAAUAUUCAAAAUUCGGAUUUACUAAACAACUUAUCGCCUGCCAAUGGCAUUACAUACACCUCCUACCGGGCGGUAAUUGUGCGUGGAUCCGCUAAAAUGGAGUGCUUUAUUCGUAUACCCAGUAACUACCCAUUGGAAAUACCACUCUGGAUUCUAAGCGUCCAUUGGAAUGGACGACAUACUGCUAUGAACAAUGCGGCUAUUAAGAUGAUGGAAUUCUGGACAAACUCUUUGCGGCCCAAGCAAUUGGAGAAGAAUCAUCGACUGCUUUAUUCGCAGCUCUUCCGCACGAUUUAUAGCUUCGACAUAUUUCUUGAGACAGAAGGAGCCAUGCAGGCGACAAGAGAGUACAAUAAGGAAAAGCCCUACAUUAGCACAUUCACCAAGCGGAUUCGCUUGCGUCCAUACAAAUACAUUAGAAAGGGUUCCAUGUAUACAUUUAAGCAAUGAAUAAUAAAUAAAUAUAAUUUUGUACGAUAGUAACAGUUUUGUGUAACA
Drosophila grimshawi is the source of this 1989-nucleotide messenger RNA. RefSeq names its product THO complex subunit 5 (gene thoc5). Gene Ontology annotation, cellular component: THO complex part of transcription export complex. NCBI's taxonomy places the organism in Eukaryota, Metazoa, Arthropoda, Insecta, Diptera, Drosophilidae. Gene Ontology annotation, molecular function: mRNA binding. The record is from RefSeq and is a predicted model, not a curated record. Gene Ontology annotation, biological process: mRNA export from nucleus; positive regulation of DNA-templated transcription, elongation.